Molecule: messenger RNA, 684 nt
Organism: Ciona intestinalis (vase tunicate)
Lineage: Eukaryota; Metazoa; Chordata; Ascidiacea; Phlebobranchia; Cionidae
Source: RefSeq, a predicted model, not a curated record
AUAUUGAACACUUUAUAAUUAAUCAUGAUUGUGGGACAACAUUACGGAUAGUUUGGAAAGAAGAAUCUGUGUUUUGUGGGGAAAAUGGGACGCAAUAUUUUAUUUUUCGCUGUGAUCUUGUUCUUAUUUGACCAACCUUCGUUUCAAGUUGAUAUCGAUUCAUCCGCUCUUAGCGAAGUUUUGAAAAACUUUAUCCGGGUUAAAGGCAUGAAGAUGGAUGAAUACAACUACUGGUACGCCCCUGUUUCAUUCACCGACUGCCACAACAAUUGCGUCACCGAAACUCGGAUAUUUUGUCGAAGUUUUAGUUACAGUCCUGAAGCAGAAGCUUGUUCAACGUACGAGAAAGCACGUGACACAGCGCCAUCUGUGUUCUACAACGAACCUGGCACGUUGGUGGACGAUCCGUACGCUGACGUCGAAUGGAAUUAUUUCGAAAGGAAGUCUGAGAAAUAUAAAUCAAUGGAAAAACAGGUGGAUCGCCUCAAAAACUUGACAGAAAUAAGCAUUGAUGACGCAAACAAUAUACUGACGUCACUAGCGGACAUGGUGCAGCCGAACAAUGAGACGAGUGAUGACGAAACAAUGACCAUUCUCCCAAGCGAAUUAGAAAUAGCGGGAACGUCGUUACAGGUUCGAGAUAUAAUUAUCUGGGAGCUAUUUAUAAUUAAUACCAAGCUUUUU